Molecule: messenger RNA, 517 nt
Organism: Rotaria sordida
Lineage: Eukaryota; Metazoa; Rotifera; Eurotatoria; Philodinida; Philodinidae
Source: the annotation of a GenBank genome assembly
UAGUGAGUUAAAUGUAAACCUAUACAAUAAAAGUAUUAUUCAUAUUUCUUUUUCCAGGUUCACAUGAUACAAUAUGUUCUCGUAAGUUCGAUAUUAACUAACUAAAACAUUAUUCAUACCACGUUUUCAGGUUUUUGCAAUAUAACAAAUUAUGGUGAGUUCGACAUUAAUUAGUUAAUAACAAACUAAAUUCAUACCUCUUCUUUUAGGCCCAUGUAAUAGAAAAAGAAAUGGUGAGUUCGAUUUAAACCUAUAAACUACAAGAAUUACUUCUAACUUUUCUUUCAGGUUCACAUGAUAAAACACUAUUGGUGAGUUCGAUAUUACUUAAUGAACAGAAAACAUUUUUUAUAUCUUUCUUUUAGGUGUUUAUGAUACAAGAAAUCUUCAUUCAUGUGAUAGAAGAAAAUAUUUAGGUUCAUAUAAUAAAAUAAAUCAUGCUUCAUGUAAUAGAAAAACAAAGAAUGAUACACAUCAUAAAAUAAAUAUUGAGUCAUGUGCUAGAAAAAAAGAGUGA